Molecule: messenger RNA, 1305 nt
Organism: Motacilla alba alba
Lineage: Eukaryota; Metazoa; Chordata; Aves; Passeriformes; Motacillidae
Product: whey acidic protein-like
Biological process (GO): antibacterial humoral response; innate immune response
Cellular component (GO): extracellular region
Molecular function (GO): peptidase inhibitor activity
Source: RefSeq, a predicted model, not a curated record
CCCAAAGUGGGUGAGUGCCCGGCAGGGGCGAGCAGAGCCCCUUGGCCCCCCAGACUGUACUGCCUCUCCGACCAUGGCUGCCCUGGUGCUGAGAAGUGCUGCCAGAUCGGGAAGGUCUGGACCUGCCUCCUGCCCACCACAGGUACCGCUGCUCUCUGCAAGGGAUGCCAGCAAGGAUCGGGCAAGGGGUGGGGUGUGGGCUGGUGCCCGUGUUGGUGCCCCUGGAGCAAGCCCUGCUCCCUGGGACAUGGCUGCCUGGAGCAUCUCCCUCUGCAGAGAGUCCGGGCUACUGCCCCCGUGCCGGCAGUGCCAUCGGGCCAAACUGUGGGACAAGAUGUUACAAUGACACCACGUGCCACUCCGGGGAGAAGUGCUGCACCCGCGGCUGCUGCACCCGCUGCAUGCUUGCUGAGCCAGCCAAACCGGGGUUCUGCCCUCGGAAGCGUGCCCAGAGGAGAGCUGCUGCCUGCCCCAACCGCUGCACCGACGACCGGGACUGCCCUGGGGAGCACAAGUGCUGCUUCUCUGGCUGUGGGCUGGCCUGCACCCCUCCAGACACAGUGAAGCCUGGCGUGUGCCCCAUGGUGCUGCGGGGCUCCUUGGGGCCCUGCCUGGAGCAGUGUGACACUGACGGUGACUGCACUGGGGACGACAAGUGCUGCACCACUGGCUGUGGUCACAUCUGCAAACCACCCACCAAAGCAUGGCCAGCUCUCUGUCCUGCUGCAGCAGGGUGUUAUCAGGCAGCCAAGUGCCUCCUCCUGUGCCUGCAGGACAGGAGGGACUGUCCCCUUGGCCAGAAGUGCUGCCUGCAGGGCUGCAGCUGGGUCUGCAUCCACCCACUGUGGGGCACAGUCCCCUCCAGCCUGCUGCCUCCUGGGUCCAGCCUGGAGGGGACAGAGGGGAGCCAGGGCAGGAGCACCACAGGGCCCCCCAUCCCUCAGAGGAGGAGCACUGAGGCAUCCUCACUGACCACCUCACUUGCCUCUUCCAGGUACAUCGUAGCCAUGGCCAGGAAGGGCUGCACCAGGAGCUGCCAUUUCAGGGUCAUCCUGCACCCCACUGCCAUUGCACCCAUGGGCUGAGCAGAGGUGCUGGUGCACCCCACGCCUCUCCCUGUGCUGGAGCCUGUUCCCUGGCAGGAUGGCACCAGCAUUGAUUCCAAUGCUUCUGGUCAGGGUCCCUGGCACCCCCAGCUGUGCCAUUAAAGGCUGCCUGCUGCCUGCACUACCCAUGGCCAAGAUUCCUAGCAACCCUGCGUGAGGCAAAACCCUGCAUCCACAAUGGCCCCAGCUGCUCCACAUC